AUGCCUAGUAGAGCUGUAGUAGACAACAGAUUCUCAGCAGUCAUCAACAUUUUACAAGUCCCUGGCGUAUCACGCGCCACCAGUAGAACUCAUUAUCCUCAACAAAGUUUCGGAACACGUGGCAAAUGUGACUACUUGCUGCGCUGGGCUGGUCAACAUACAGCCCUCCACAGACUCGGACACGGCGGGCAGCGCAACGAGACAACAAGUUCGACUGAACUGCACUGGUUCUCACAAGGUUUUGCACGGUCCGGGAGGGGCGACGACGCUAGUUCGACCUCACAAAAACACCGCGGAACGCACCGAGGGAGAUUUCGUGCGGAGUAUGGAAAACAUUGUCGAAAUUUCAUCCAGUGUGUGAUGAAAAAGCUAUGUUGUGAAGAGUACGACAGUUGAAUCCUUUUUAUUUUGUUCUUCUAUUUCUCUUGAGCUUUCUCGAGAUCGUCACCGGAAUACGUAAACGCGGACACUUUAACCAGCAGUAUAAAAUAGAAACGUCGCACGCUCAACAGGAUUCUGUACAGUCACAUAAGUACUUGUGAACUGUUUCUCUGGUACUAAGUCUUAUAUAUAAUUCAUUUUUUUUGUUUAUUUUAUCAGUGACUGUUCCCUGACCUCUCCUACCCCUUAGGGUACUCUCCUUUCUUCCUGUAAACUACUAGUCGGUUGUUUUCUCUAUUUCUAUACAUCUCUUCCUUCCUCUCCUCUUCUCCCUUGUCAUCAAGAUGAAAAUAGUAUUAGCGUUGUCAUGUAAAGUAGCUCUUCUUCUGGUUUCGUGCCUUUUCCAAAAAAACAACACUUAGGAACAGCAGACAGCUGAAAGCUUCACAACAAUCCCAACAAGAUCGUUAAAUCAAUGCCUUACACUCUUUGGCUUUAAAGUUAUUUUAUCAGUGCCUUAACUUCCUUCAACUGUCUCAAUUUACUCACUUGAUGUUUUGAAUAUAUUGUUCUUACUUGAUGAGUGUGGAAAUUCUUCAUAGUCUGAUGACAGUGCCUAACAUGCUCGAAGUGACUCUUUUACCUACUUCAAUCUCGUACAUACAUCAGUCUCUUAAUCGAUCGCUUACGCAUUUUAUGUCUUCGAUAGCUUUCGCGUCUUGGUCUUGUCUUUAUUUGAUGUUUCGUCUUACUCUUGUCGCUCGCUUCUCACUCAAUUCUGUGGCCAUUGUAUAUUUCUUCGGUUUCUACUUUGAUUGGUAUCAGAACCCUUCUUUUCUCUACAAGUCUGUUUGUGAAAUCGGUUUAGGAUAAGUGCGCAAUUCUCGCUCACAUCACUCCAACCACUGACUUCAACAACACAUUUCUUUGACUAGUUGUAGUUUCUUGGUUGUUUGCCUGCUUGAUGGUUGCUUAAAAAAAAACUCUUUUAGGGACUACCAAUCGAUUACAACAAUGGCUACCUCCUCGCCUCUCAGUGGGUUGGAAAGAAUAGCCUACAUCAACGAUAUAGCACACGAUGGAGCCGCUUGACUUAAGGCCUAAUAUUUUCUUGCUUGGUGAUGCUACUCUGUCUAACAUUCCACUUUUGCUGGAAUCUUAGCCUUCUGGGGGUUGGCUAUUUUGGUCUGCUACAACUUGGUUUACUCGUCAUAAAUAAAGCACGUUGCUGUCCAAGUCGCUGGUUGACGAUUAUGAAGUAAAGUGGAGCCUGCUUUACUUCGUUAGGGAUAUUACUCCAUGUGCAUUGCAAGGGUUGCAGUGGCAUCUUUAUCCUUUUAAGGCCAUAUAAUAACAGUCAACUCUGGUAGAGUGCGUGGAAUAUCUACCAGUUAAGGCAUAUGCCAAAAGGGUUAAAGAGGACCGGCAAGCUGAUACGGGCAAAGAUAGGCGUUGGCAACGAAAUAAACUCGAAGAUAUAGCUCAAAUCUUGAGGCCUCCUUUAGUUAUUUCCACACGGCGUUUAGAGGAUGUGCCCAUGGGUGAGCAUGCACCCCAGAGCCAUGGGUGCUCGCCUUACUUUUAAAUGUGCGAGCGCUCAUCUUUCGUUCCUUCCUCUUGAUGAGACCUCUGGCGGCAGUAGUGUGGUUCUACAAGUGCGCACACAUUAAGAACCUUUUUAAGUCAUCCCUCUUACUUACUUUUACUAGAAGUUCUUCUUACAACUUACUGUGUCGUCGUCGAUGUAUCGCUUUCGGUUUCGUCGUCUCGGUUUUCGCUGCUGUGACUAGGUCUAGCAUAGUCGACGCUUCAAGUCCUUUCAUGACCUUUUUUCAUCAAAACAACCCACAACCACACACUCACACUUAGAAGGUACUAAGCCACGAUGUUUGCCUCUCGGCGCUCGCCACCUCAGAGGCUUGAGGGAAGUCCUCACUACAAUUGCACUCCAUAGAAAUACUGAUCUUAGACAGUCCUACUAGGUUUAUCUUAUUCUUGUUAAUAUUUGAUAGAAACGUCGUAGUACGCAUGUCACGAAUCGAUCUUUAGGAAUCCCUUCAUAAGGCCGUGGGAAUUCUUCUUGAUGAGUUUCUUCAAAAAACAGGGCCAGAACUUUGGAUUGCUCUUAUUAAAGGCGCUUUCAGACCUCAUGAUAAAUCUACCCGUUUACUCGUUGGAUUAAACUACUUAACCUUCUAACUAUGAUUUCAAAAAAAUGUCAAUUGAGAAAUGUCAAGAGCAAGAAUGUCGAUGUGUGACUUUUCGCCUGCUGAUGCUCUGCAGAUUCUGAAUAUGAAUGGACUUUGAACAGUUGUUUUAAAGAAAAAAGGAGUUUGAUUUCGGAUAAAAAUAGAGUACCCACUGCGCGAACGUGUAAACCACUACUACCAAGUGUUUUUUCCAUUUCUAGAGAGGACAAUGAUCGCAAGGUUCCCCAUCUUCUUUUCCUUGUAAUGGAGACUUUUUUGAAUA
Molecule: messenger RNA, 2853 nt
Organism: Amoebophrya sp. A25
Lineage: Eukaryota; Dinophyceae; Syndiniales; Amoebophryaceae
Source: the annotation of a GenBank genome assembly